CACGUAUUUAACCAUAAAUUAAGUAGUCAUCUCUAUUAAAAAAGCAAAAGCUGUCAAAAUUGGCGUCCUGUCAAAGUGUCAAACGACCGCUUUGUGAAACGGCAAACUGUUUUUGUUUUACCCGUAAUUCUCUUGUAAAAACAAGACUCGCCUUUAAACAAAUUAAAGUUCAAUCAGUGCCCGAUUACUUAGUUCCAGGCGAUUUGACACCAUGAAAUUCAAGUUCUGUUCGGACGGCGACUGUCCGCUGUGGGCGCUGGCGGCGCUGCACGCCCUCUCCAGCCUCCCAGCCACUCUGUUCCGCACCCUGCUGCAGCAUGUCAUGGAGGAGCAGCCUGAUGACGGCAUCAUGGAAAUUCUGAAAGACACGAGCUUAUCAUCCCGCGACGAGUGCGCACGUGCUGCGGCUGUCAUCCGCUGGGUUGUGCAGCAGUCCUGUGCUUGUGCAUGCACGGGAGCACAGCUCACUCGCGAUCUACUUGUGCUGGGUGUACCCAGGACUCAUGCCAGCGCGCUAGCUGAUGCUGUGGACAACUACAGGCCGGAGCAUGUGGCGCAUGUUGAGGCUAAUGGUUUCAUGAUUAACAAGCUGACAGAUGUGACAGCGACUCCUGGACCUGAAGGAACAGUGGACACCUUCACCCUGACGCUACACAGCAAUGACAUAUUCACAGGAGAACAGCAGAAGAAGGAGCUUCUAAUUGAGAAGUCUCAAGCUAUGAGUCUUCUAGAAGAUCUCAAGAAGGCGUAUAAGAAGAUGGAAGAAGCUGAAGAGUAGAGAAGAAAGAUUUCUGGAUGUCUUUGUAAAUUCUUGUUUAUAAGCUAAAUUGUAAUUUGAUAGCUGAAUAUUUUUGUGUGAAUGUAAUUUCGAUAUAUACCUAAGGGUCCUAUUUUAUUAGGACACAAUGAUCACGAAACCUUGCUAUCUAUAAAGAUACACCAAAACACUAUAAUAGGUUUGAACAGUUGGUCGUACAAAUGGGUAAAAUUUAUUGCACCACGACCAUGGCGUCCUAAGGGCUCUAAUCCCCGUACUCAGAGUCAUUUAAUGAUUACUUAACCCAGUCCUUAGGAAUUGUUUUCCAUACAAAUUCGUUACUAAGUUAAUAGUUUAAGUAAUCAUCAAAUGGUUCUGAGUACGGCAGUAAGACGAGUAACGCAUUAUGGCAUUGCGUAAAUUCAAUAUGUUAUGUCAUCCACAUAAGAUUCAUUAAUAUUUUACAUUCCAGAUAUUUUUAUAUGGACUCAUAGCUUUAAAUUAUAUUUUGUAUUCCUCACGUAAGUUACACGUAAAUUAAACUUCCUUAUUAAUUUAAA
Messenger RNA from Spodoptera frugiperda (fall armyworm), 1317 nucleotides. It is a transcript of the gene COMMD4, whose product is annotated as putative peptidyl-prolyl cis-trans isomerase dodo. Gene Ontology annotation, cellular component: cytosol; nucleus. The record is from RefSeq and is a predicted model, not a curated record. The transcript is spliced from 6 exons. Gene Ontology annotation, molecular function: protein binding; peptidyl-prolyl cis-trans isomerase activity. Lineage: Eukaryota; Metazoa; Arthropoda; Insecta; Lepidoptera; Noctuidae. The coding region runs from base 212 to 778 and encodes 188 amino acids.